Molecule: messenger RNA, 2034 nt
Organism: Trichoderma gamsii
Lineage: Eukaryota; Fungi; Ascomycota; Sordariomycetes; Hypocreales; Hypocreaceae
Product: fungal specific transcription factor
Exons: 4
Coding region: 1-2034 (677 amino acids)
Biological process (GO): regulation of DNA-templated transcription; DNA-templated transcription
Molecular function (GO): DNA binding; DNA-binding transcription factor activity, RNA polymerase II-specific; zinc ion binding
Source: RefSeq, a predicted model, not a curated record
AUGUCUCCUCCGCAUGAUCCCAGCCGUCCAGCCAGCAUUGACCCUCUAAUAACUCCCGUUGCGACGGACCGUGAUCUCACGCCGCCGUCGCCGAACCCCCGCCGAAGGCCGGACAGGUCCUGCGUUCUCUGCCACCGGAGGAAGAUCCGAUGCGACAGACAGACGCCGUGCUUGGCAUGCGUGAGGGCUCGUCUCACGUGCACUUAUCCGUCGUCAGACCGGCCUGUUCGACGAGUUAGGAAGGCUACCAUUGCGGAUGUUGCGUCGAGGAUAUCAGAUCUUGAGAAGACAAUCGUAGCGGCAUCCAUCGACCAGGGCGGAGCGGCAAGAAGGCCACCGCCGCCAUCUGCACAAGUAUCUUUCGUUCCGAAUCUGCCCGUGAGCCCUCAUGAAUCUCCCCAGGAGCCUCAGGAACUUCCGUCAGAGGAGGUCCUGAUUAGAAAUGGUACCUCAAGCCAAUACUUCAAUGAGCUUCUUAUAUCCAGGGUCAUCGAAGAGCUAAUAUAUCCUGACUCGCCAUUCAGCCUCUUGGGCUUACUCUCUGGCCCUGCUGUCUUUGAGGACAAAGAAAAGGGAUGGCGUCUAUCCCGAUUACAUGCUACACAGCUAUGGCAUUUAUUUGUCCAGAAUGUUGACGCCACUAUCAAAGUUUUGCAUAUCCCUACCGAUGAAGUGACUGUUUUCACGGCCAUCCACCAACCAGAUGCCGUAUCAAAAGACACUUUAGCCUUAGUCUCAGCGGUGUAUUUUGCUGCUACAUUGACAAUGGAACCAGACGAGGCUCAGUAUAUACUUGGCAUUGACAAAAUGAACGCUCUACGGACAUUUAAACAAGAUUUUCAGAUGUACUUGGCGGCGGUUGACAUGUUGGAGAAUCCAACAGUUGUGCUACUUCAAGCAUUGGCUAUAUACCUGGCGUCCACACGAGCUCAUUAUCACGGCAGGGGCAUCUGGAUUCUGAGCGGCCUUGCCGUAAGAAUGGCGCAUUCCAUCGGCCUUCACAGGGACGGAAGCAAGCUGGGAAUCUCGCCAUUUGAAUCCGAAGUCCGCAGGCGGCUGUGGUGGCACUUUCUGGCGAGGGAUGGGCGGGCUGCGGAAGACCACGGUAUCAGCUCAUGGUCAACAGUUCCAGGAUACGAUACCAAACUGCCACUCAACAUUGACGACAACGAACUUCGCCCGGACAUGAAAGAGCUGCCACCUUCUCACAGCGGAUGGACCAAGAUGAGUCUUCCGUUGACAUGCAUGGAAGUGGCUCAGACAUUGCAGGCCAUGGCCAACCUCUCAAUGACACCAUCAGGGCCGACACCUAAAGAAGUAAUCAGGAGUAACCUGUUAACCCAACUAAGGUCCCGCGUCGAACAAUAUAUCAAGCCGUGCAAUCCCGUGAUUCCCAUACAGAGAAUGGCCAUGAAAACAGCUCUAGCCAUGGUACACAAGAUAGACUUUGUCACACGGCAGCAACUGGCAAACUUGGAGAAUCCCGACAAGCGAAAUACUUUUGCCACGGAGGCAAAUCUUUUGUCCGCACUGCGAUGCCUCGAAAUUCACCUCGAGCUAUGGGGAGAUGAGCUUCUGCGGCCAUAUAGAUGGUGCAUGCACGGCCAUCCACAGUACCACAUGCUGCUCUACGUUCUAUGGCAUCUCUGCGUUUCACCGAGCGGUCCUAGUGUUGAGCGUGCCUGGGUUAUAGUCGCAAAGCAAUUUGAGCUGGAGGAAGUGAGAAUGUCCAUGGCAGUGUCCAGCCCUGCGUUGAAGGCCAUCAUCUUGAGGAGAAUGCGCAAAAAGGCUGAAUUGAUACGACAGUCGUUGAUUAACGGCAGUGACACACCGGGGUCCACACCAGAAGGAGUCAAUGAAACACCUGAAGAAGAAGAAAUGGAGAGUUCUCUCCCGGAGGCAGUAAUGGACGUCCGUCGUUUUGAUGGAGAAAACGUGGAUUGGAACAGCCUCAUGCAGAACAACCUUCCAGACUGGAAUACGCUGGUUGAAGAUUUACAUGUGGAUCUGUAUGACUUCUCCAGUUAUUUUUAA